AGAAGAACCAAAAAAAAAAAAGAAAAAAGACAUAUAUAUAUACAUAUAUAAAAUAAGGCCAACCAGAAAGUCAGAAACUCUUCUUCUUUACUACUAAAGAAUAGCCAUAAGCAUAUAUACACUCUUUGUACAAAUAUACACCUUGACAUGAGGAAAAGAAUCCUUUGUCUGCUCGGUGGAACUGUCCUUCUGGCCAGUACAGUGAAAGCAGAACCUUCGACAAACCUAUCUCUCUCCUACACCCCAGUAUCCUACAACCCAUCUUUUGGAAUCAAAACAGACGACUGUCCACCGUGCUUCAACUGUCUUCUUCCUGGAUUCGAGUGUCUUCACUUUGCAAACUGUAGUGACUACAACGGAAAAUGCGACUGUCCCUCUGGCUUUGGUGGUGACGACUGUCAUCAACCCUUGUGUGGUGCAUUAUCUGACGGUCGUAAUAGAAGUCCUAGAUUUGGUGACGAGUGUGAAUGUCCUGAAGGCUGGGAGGGUAUAAACUGCAACGUUUGUAAGACCGAUAACGUGUGCAAUGCCAUGGUCCCAACAGGUCAGGGAACCUGCUAUCGAGGAGGUCUGACGGUUGUGGAGAACCAUCAGAUGUGCAAUGUGACCAAUCGCAAAAUCCUGGAUCAGCUAAAGACCCAGAUCCCACAAGUAACAUUUUCCUGCAACAAACCAGACGAAACCUGUGACUUUCAAUUCUGGGUUGACCAAGUCGAGUCAUUUUAUUGUCACUUGAAUACAUGUGCAUUUGAACAAGAACAUGGAUAUGAUAAAAACACAACAAAAUACACGUGUGAGACUAUUGACUGCCGAUGUAUCAAGGACGAGAUGCUGUGUGGAAAAGAUGGCUCGAUCGAUCUUACUGAACUACUUAGAGACGAAAUUGUCGGUCCAGCAAGCUUCACCUGCACUGGAUCAGACUGUGCAUUCUCUGAACCUGCCAUGGACGACUUGAUCUCGGCUGUAUUUGGUGAUGAUUCGAUCUUUUUGUCCUGUAGUUCUGGUGAAUGUCUUCACUACACACAAGUGCCUGGAUUUGAGCGGCCACAACGCCCGAUCAACUGGUUGAUGAUUGUGUCAGGUAUUGCCGGUGUCACUGUGUUCUUGCUCAUUGUGGGUGCUGUCGUCAGCUAUUUUGCCAAGCGAUCAUCCAAUUCAGGGGGAUUCAUUCUAUUGCCGGAUGAUGAGGCUGGCAAACUGAUGUCAGACCACACACCAACCAGUCUGAUCUUCGAGAACUUGUCCUACACUGUCAACAAAAAGGAGAUUCUCAAGGACGCCUCCGGAAUUGCUCGGCCGGGUGAGGUCAUGGCUAUCAUGGGCCCCUCAGGUGCCGGAAAGACAACCCUGUUGGAUAUCCUGGCCAACCGCACCAAGACCGGCACUGUAUCUGGCGACAUUUAUCUCAACGGACAUCGGAUGUCCCGCUCAGAGUACAAAAAACACAUUGGCUAUGUCGAUCAAGAAGACACCAUGAUCCCAACCCUCACAGUCUACGAGACCAUUCUUUACUCGGCCCUCUUGAGAUUACCGCGCUCGAUGAGUGAGGCAGCAAAGAAGUUCAGAGUUGGCGAGGUGAUGCAAGAGCUAGGAAUAGAUGGCAUCAAGGAUUCAAAGAUCGGACAGACCGGCGAUCGGUCCAUCAGUGGAGGUGAGAGACGCAGAGUCGCAAUUGCCUGUGAGCUGGUCACAUCGCCGUCCAUCCUGUUCCUCGACGAGCCCACCAGUGGUCUUGAUGCCUACAAUGCCUACAAUGUGGUCGAGUCGCUUGUAACUCUGGCCAGAGACUACAACCGCACGAUCAUCUUUACCAUCCACCAGCCUCGCUCGAAUAUCGUCACCUUGUUCGAUCAAUUGGUUCUGCUUGCCAAAGGUCGCAUUCUCUAUUCUGGUCCCCAGAUGCACGCCCAGAUGUACUUCAAGAGCAUCGGAUACGCAUGUCCUCCUGGCUUCAACAUUGCAGAUUAUCUUAUUGAUCUGACGAUGCAGUCAAUUGACCCGGCUCAAUCUCCUGGGCAGCCACAGACAGAUUCCAAUAGACCGAUUCAGUCCGACUCUCUCUUGAAUCCCAUCCCGACCCCUUACGCCCCCGGAUCUCCUUCUCUGGCCGACGAGCUGGAGAACACGAGUGAGCAGUGGGCUUCUGAAAUGAGUGCCAGACAGGAGCGCCAGAGACAGGAGCGGAUCAGGAAGCAGAGACAACAGAUCCCGGCCGGCUUGGAUGUAGUGGUUGAUGACGGAAGUCAGGUCGACCAGGACGGACUCACGCCUCACCUCAGACGCCUGGUGGAUACCUACAAAUCCAGUCAGAUCGCAGCAUCCACAAACGACGAAAUCGAACGAUCUCUUGCAGCAGCGUCCAGCAGCACACCCGAGAGCAUUGAGCAAGGUGUUGUCUAUGUGCCCAAACCAAUCAUUACCCACGAACGACCCGGCUGGUUGACCCAGUUCCGCAUUCUGGCCGACCGAACCUUUAAGAAUCUCUAUCGUAAUCCGAUGUUGAUGUUUGCUCACUAUGCUAUUUCUGUUGCACUUGCCUUGAUUUGUGGUGGUUUGUUUUACAGAGUGUCCAAUACAAUUGCUGGUUUCCAAAACCGUAUGGGGCUCUUCUUUUUCUACGAGGCUCUUUUGGGAUUCAUGUGCCUUACAUCACUCCAGGUGUUUUCGAGCGAACGGAUCCUGUUUGUGCGUGAGAGAGCGAAUGGUUACUACUCGCCCGGGACAUACUUUUUGUCAAAGGUCUUGUUUGACAUCAUUCCCCUCCGAGUUGUGCCUCCUCUUAUGAUGGGCUUGAUCUCAUACUACAUGGUCGGACUUGUGGAAGGCACUGCUAAUUUCUUCAAGUUCCUUCUUGUCCUGGUCCUGUUUAACCUCACGGCGGCUGCGGCCUGUCUUGUCAUUGGCAUUGUGUUUAAGAAUGGGUCAAUGGCAAAUCUGUUGAGUUGCAUGGUUAUGUUGUUCUCUAUGCUGUUUGCUGGUCUAUUACUAAACAAAGAUUCCAUGUCACCUUAUUUCGGGUGGUUAAAGCAUUUGUCGUUCUUUAACUAUGGACUAGAAGCUCUUUUGGUUAAUGAGAUGCUCUAUCUUCAACUUAUUGAAGAACGAUAUGGUCUUAAUAUUGAUGUUCCUGGUGCAACAAUCUUGUCUACAUUUGGCUUCAACGCAAAGAAUUACUGGCCCGAUGUUAUUAAGCUUGGUGUGAUGUUCAUGUCAUUAAUUGUAUUUGCCUUUGUGUGGCUCGUGUUCUUUGUUAAAGAACGGAGGUAAUUGGUGGAAAAUGAAGUUAUAUUUUUUUCUCUACUCCUUUGCCAAGAAUUACCACAGUCAACAAGUAACAAACAAACAAACAAACAAACAAACAAACAAGGAAGGAAGGAAGGAAAUGAAAUGAAAUGAAAAGGAAAGAGAAAAAAUAUACUUCUUCUAUUAUAUUACAUUAUUACUAUUAUUCUUCUUCUUUUUCUUUUACUUUUCUGCAACAAAACCUAUCUCUAUAUCUGUAUCCCUUAUUCGUACCCAUAUCCAUAUCCCCAUCUCUCUACUUAGCUCAUUUGCUUCACUCUAUUUCUUUUUGUGUGUUUGUUUUCCUAUAUAUUUUUCUUUUAAAAAAAUUUCUCUUGUUUUUUUUUUCUACCUUUAAAAUAUAUAUAUAUAUCAAUUUC
Phycomyces blakesleeanus NRRL 1555(-) is the source of this 3662-nucleotide messenger RNA. RefSeq lists its product as hypothetical. Gene Ontology annotation, cellular component: membrane. The transcript is spliced from 12 exons. The record is from RefSeq and is a predicted model, not a curated record. NCBI's taxonomy places the organism in Eukaryota, Fungi, Mucoromycota, Mucoromycetes, Mucorales, Phycomycetaceae. Gene Ontology annotation, molecular function: ATP hydrolysis activity; ATP binding; ABC-type transporter activity. The coding region runs from base 148 to 3267 and encodes 1039 amino acids.